ACCCUCCUUGCGUUCCUUCACCCUCCUUGCGUUCCUUCACCCUCCUUGCGUUUCUUCACCCUCCUUUCGUUCCUUCACCGUCCUUGCGUUUCUUCACCCUCCUUGCGUUCCUUUACCCUCCUUGCGUUCCUUCACCCUCCUUGCGUUCCUUCACCCUCCUUGCGUUCCUUCACCCUCCUUGCGUUCCUUUACCCUCCUUGCGUUCCUUCAGCCUCCUUGCCUUCCUUCACCCUCCUUGCGUUCCUUCUCCCUCCUUGCGUUUCUUCACCCUCCUUGCGUUCCUUCACCCUCCUUGCGUUCCUUCACCCACCUUGCGUUUCUUCACCCUCCUUGCGUUUCUUCACCCUCCUUGCGUUCCUUCACCCUCCUCGCGUUCCUUUACCUUCCUCGCGUUCCUUCACCCUCCUUGCGUUCCUUCAGCCUCCUUGCGUUUCUUCACCCUCCUUGCGUUUCUUCACCCUCCUUGCGUUCCUUCACCCUCCUUGCGUUUCUUCACCCUCCUUGCGUUUCUUCACCCUCCUUGCGUUCCUUCACCCUCCUUGCGUUCCUUCACCCUCCUUGCGUUCCUUCACCCUCCUUGGGUUCCUUCACCCUCCUUGCAUUCCUUCACCCUCCUUUCGUUCCUUCACCGUCCUUGCGUUCCUUCACCCUCCUUGCGUUCCUUUACUCUCCUUGCGUUCCUUAACCCUCCUUGCGUUCCUUCAGCCUCCUUGCGUUCCUUCACCCUCCUUGCGUUUCUUCACCCUCCUUGCGUUUCUUCACCCUCCUUGCGUUCCUUCACCCGCCUUGCGUUCCUUCACCCUCCUUUCGUUCCUUCACCGUCCUUGCGUUCCUUCACCCUCCUUGCGUUCCUUUACCCUCCUUGCGUUCCUUCACCCUCCUUGCGUUCCUUCAGCCUCCUUGCGUUCCUUCACCCUCCUUGCGUUUCUUCAUGCUCCUUGCGUUCCUUCACCCUCCUUGCGUUUCUUCACACUCCUUGCGUUCCUUCACCCUCCUUGCGUUCCUUUACCCUCCUUGCG
Molecule: messenger RNA, 1019 nt
Organism: Closterium sp. NIES-67
Lineage: Eukaryota; Viridiplantae; Streptophyta; Zygnematophyceae; Desmidiales; Closteriaceae
Source: the annotation of a GenBank genome assembly